UUCAAUUGGACUGGUACUAUAUUGAACUUUUUGCAUGCUUAUUCAAUUUGAUCAUUGACCAUUAUCUAAUUUGGCCUACCACCCCCACUCUAUAUGCCUUUAAUCUCGCCAAGACCAAACUAUAAUUUUUUUUUUCUUCACCUCUCUGCACCUAUAUAAAUCAACCAAUCCCAACACAAACAGAAAAUUACAUAAUUCUUUUAUUUGCACCUACUCAUCAGUGCUGGUAGUUACUAUUUUCAGUUACAAACUUAAAAAACAUGUCUGUUGAUGAAUCUUUUAAAAAACCUGGAUCGGUCCCUUUUAAGUGGGAGAUUCGACCCGGUGUACCCAAGACCCAACUCCAAAAACAACUAACACCACCAGCACUUCCAUCACCAUCACUUCCCUUUAACCGCCGCCACCCACCAUCAUCACCAUCACCAUUGCCUAUUACACAACCUCAACAAAAGCUAAAACUUAAACCUCCACCAGCUGGAUUCAUAUUCAUUCCUCCUGUGGAGCCCCGUACCUGCUCCUUCCAGUCUGCUCCACGUUCCCGAUCCGAACGUUGGUGGUUCGAUCAACCUGCUCGUGUUAGCCCCGAAUGUGUCUCACACGGGUGCUUGCCGUCGCCAUUAUUGAAGAGGAAAGGUAGCAAGAGAAGAACCAGGACCCGUCCACCUGAACCCGAUUAUGUAUCCGACCUUGAGACAAAAGCUAGGUGGUCGUUAUCAAGCCGGAAGUCAUUGUCGCCGUUCCACGAUUCAUCCAUGUCAUCUAAUUCAUCGUCCCAGUCAUCUCCAAGACCUGUGAGCGAUGCUGAAUGGGCAGGGUUUGGUCUUUUCUGAAGAACAUUUUCUGUGUAUAAAUAUAAAACGUAAUUUUGAUUUGUUUUGAAAACCACAAGAGUUGUAACCAUUUUCCAUAAAAUAAGGAGCAAGAUGACCUGUGGAUAGCUGUAAUGUGAAUGCCAUACCUUUUUCUUCAAGAUUAGGCAAAUGGAACAAGAUUUCUAA
This is a messenger RNA of Mercurialis annua (annual mercury), 998 nucleotides long. RefSeq names its product proline-rich receptor-like protein kinase PERK9. The transcript has a single exon. The coding region runs from base 261 to 830 and encodes 189 amino acids. NCBI's taxonomy places the organism in Eukaryota, Viridiplantae, Streptophyta, Magnoliopsida, Malpighiales, Euphorbiaceae. The record is from RefSeq and is a predicted model, not a curated record.